GGUAGUGAUGAUUAGUGGUCUUGGUGAUAUUGGUUAUUAUUGUUGGUAGUGGAGUAAUCGGUAGCGGCGGCGCUGGUGAUGGUGUUGAGUGAAGUAAGAUUGAGUGUGAGUGUAGGUGUGAGCUUACUUUAACUGGAUACCGGACAGAGCAUAAUAAGAAGACGGCACGCUAGUUGUGUGUGUGUAUGUAUGUGAUUUCCAUCUUCUUCUUCUUCUUCUUCCUCCUCUUCUAAGCAAGAUGCAGAGAUGAGGAUAUUGUGAAAUGUAGCAAUACAUAGCAAGAACAAACAAAAAGAAAAAACAAUAACAAGGAACGUUCUUGGUUGGCUUUGCUAUAUCUUCUUCUUCUUCGCACCGUUGUCUAUCAAAUGGAAUGGUAGUUGCCAAUCUAAACAUCUAUGUGGAUCCUAAAUUGGGGUCUUUUCUGUCCCCUCUUGGUUGUGGAUUUACUUAGAAUUCUCGAUAAGAUGAGGAUAUUUACUAUAUUGUGACUGAUUCAUUUCUAAUCGGUACUACGAGAACGAGGUAUUACCUCUUCACAGUAAAUGGAAGUCAGAAAAGACAAGUAUCAUGAACAGGAUAAUUUCAAUGGCUGUGGGUAUGACACGGAGAAUAUCUACCAGGAGAUUGCUGAAGAUCGGUUAGCACCACUACUGAGCCAAGAUGUGUACGCUAUGGAUGAAAGAAUCUACCACGAGCCACAUCAUUCCGGUGUCUUGGCCCAUCCCCAGCAAGGGGAGAAUUUAUAUUCUGUAUGUAAUGUAGGCAGUGCAAACAUACCUACACAGACCCAUGGUAACAACAUACACUGCCAGGAGUACUCACUCUCAGGAGGCUAUUACCAUUCCAAAAUGGUUACAGUUACACCAUCUGAGCCACGAUCUAAAAAACAUUUUGAAUCUGCUAAAUGUCCCACAGCUGCUGCACCUGAUAACAGUACUGUACGCUGCGAAAAUUGCACCUACACUUUGCUGGAUUUUAAACGUCAGCUGAUGCAGUUGAUGGGCUCAGAUGCUAGAAUUGCAAAGUUCCAUGGUCUUCCGGCACGGAUAGAAGAGAGUCUUCAAGUUGCUGAGAAUCUCCGACGUGUCUAUUCCCAGAGUGAUCGAUGUGACAUCUGCAAGACACACAUCAGUCAGCUGAAACAAGAAGCCUUUUUAAUAGUGAGAUCCAUCCAAACCAGUGGAGAUUCUGUCCAGGGUGCAGCUUUACAGAUACGUUCCACACAAACUCUGCCUGGCUCACCACCCAGUUACCAAAGGCCAUCUCGUGGACAAAACAUACGCCAUGUAGUCACACAGCCAACGCUACCCAUGAAUAUGCAAUCUCAGGAAUAUAUCGAACAAAAGUCACGAAUAUGGGCUUCCAGUCAAAAGAAGUUCGCGCUUGUAAACAGGCCAUUACCUGGGGGGCCUAGUGCAGACAGAACUCCAGUUUUCAACGAAACAGUUCCUCUUUCUGGAAAUCUAAUUAAUGAGUAUCGGGGAAGUUCAAUGUCUCAUCCACGUAUCUCGUCACCACCAUCGUCGCCUUACAACCAACCACGCUGUACAACAGUAAAUGCUGCAACAAGUCCCAUGGCUCAGCCUUCCUCAGCUUCGUCCUUUUUUGCCAGAGCUGCCCAGAAAUUAAGUAUAUCCUCAAAGAAGAAAAAGAAGUCACACAUGGACCCUGAAUUACCAAUUUUUCCAACAUGUUACAGUGAAAUCAUAAGACUAAAUCCACCACCAGCACCGCCUUAUUUACUGAGGAAUGCAGGGAAAAUGCAGAACCCAGGGAUUGGGAAGGUCAAAGUUAUGGUACGAAUAUUUUCACCUCCCAACGGCAAUAACGGAGACCACAGCUCUCUAAUACUCUCAGUAGAUGCUCGCAAGAAACAAAUAACUCUCCAUGACCCUUCAACAAGUGGGUACGUGUCAGCUGCUCAUAGGAGGACAGGCAUUGUUGCUCCAAAGACCUUCGCUUUUGAUGCAGUUUUUCCGCAAGACGAUUCGCUGACGGAGAUUUGCGCAAGUACCCUUACAGAUAUUAUUCAGGGUGUGGUCAGUGGUGCAGAUGGCUGCAUAUUUUCCUUUGGAUAUUCACGAGCAAGCAAGUCACACACAAUGUUUGGUAAAGAUCAAUCACCUCAAACAUUAGGUCUCAUUCCUUGUGCCAUUGCUUGGCUCUUUCGUCUCAUUGACGAACAUAGAGAUGCAACAGGGGCCCGAUUUUCCGUCCGUGUGUCAGCAGUUGAAGUGUCAGGGAAGCAAGAGUGUCUCAAAGAUCUUUUAGCUGAUGUUGCCCAAGUUGGUACAGAGACAGGUGUCUCUACUGCCCCUGGGGUGUAUCUUCGUGAGGACCCAAUUUGUGGUACCCAGUUAGAGAAUCAAAGUGAAUUAAGGGCUCCAACUGCCGAUCAGGCUGCUUACUACCUUGAUGCAGCAAUUGCAGCACGUUCAACAUCUGAUGAAGAAGAAUUGCGCCAUUCUCAUUUGCUCUUUACUUUACAUGUUUACCAAUAUCGUGUAGAAAAGGCAAACAAAUCUGGACUUCCAGGAGUGGCUGGUGGAAGGAGUCGCUUACAUUUUAUUGAUCUUGGAAGUUGCUCAAAGUCAAAGGAUCCUAAUAAUGUCUCACUGAGCCUUUCGGCACUUGGAAAUGUUAUAUUGGCUCUUCUCAAUGGACAACGACACAUACCUCACAGAGAUGCCAAGAUUGCAAGGUUACUAAGGGAUUCCCUUGGUAACGUGUCCUGUCGUACUUGUAUGAUAGCACAUGUAUCAGCAACCACCACGCAUUAUAGUGAGACGCUACAGGUAAUCCAGCUUGCUUCUCGGAUCCAUCGUCUGCGGAGACGGAAGAUGAAGUUUUCAAGUACCAGUUCUGAAGACAGUUCUACAGAUGAAUCUGGAAGGUUACGACGACCUUUAAGAGGGUUUCGAAUGGGUACCCUUAGAGAAGAUUUCCUCUACUCAUCUUCCCUAUCAGACCCAGACUGUACGUCAGGAAGCGAACAGUCAUGUGACACUGUGAUAUAUUUGGGUAUCAAUGGUCAGUCAUUAAGCGAUCGAGAACUGACUGAUAAUGAAGGCCCACCAAAAUCCCUACCCUUGCUCCCUCGAACUAAUCCACGUCUGCCACGUCGAACAAGUGGAUCCAGGUCAUCGGGAGAUGAAGGAUCUGCAUCAGACACUGGUAGAAAAUUUUCCCCGGUAGAUUCCGGACGUGUUUCUGUCAGCAAACUAUAUUAUAAUCGGGAGCCAAGUCCACAAUCGCGAAUUCCUGUUAUGUCGCCUGUUGCAACUCCAAGUUCCUCACAAGACUGUCCCUCUCCACCACUGGUCUCCUCUUCUACCGGUUAUCAAGUUGCCCGUAGAACAAAUAUUAAGCAAAAGAUGCCAUUAUCGAAAUUUAAACCUGAAGGUGGAGUGAAUGGUAGACAUCAGAUAAACAACGAAGGUUCAGAAUUUCUGGAGCAGUGGGUAGAUGGUCCUGGGGCUGCUAUCUAUCCUGAUAAAAAGAGUACGGAGCUGUGGGUUGAUGGUCCUCAAGCUUUUAUGGUGAGAACAGGCAAUGGAUCUUCAAGGAAACAACCUCGAGCUAUUAAAGAAACAGACGAGGCUUUUAGGGGACGUGUCUGGGUUGCUAAGCGACGAAAUGGGAAUUCAUCUGAUGGAGAUACCCAAACUUUACGCAAUAUAACAAUGCCAAAAGAGGAAUGUGAACCAGAGCGUUGGAUAGAUGGACCUAGCAGUGGUGCGGACAUGUCCACUAGUGACACACGGGUAUCUAAUAUCAACCAAGCGAAGCACUUUGGGCCAAGCAGCAGAAAGAAAUGCCCUUCGCAAACAAACCAGCCGUCCACAUCUAAUCGCAAAUCACCAGACAGAAGUAUUGCUGUUCCACCGUCCCCAAUGCUUGCUGCUCCUAUUGACUCAAAAGUUAUACAGCAGCAAGAUGUACCCAACCAAGGAUCACGACCUGAAAGUACAGCCAGUGUGGAUUCAAUAAAUGCUGAACCAUCAGAUUCAAGACCAGUAAGUUUCCAUAGUAAUGUACAGUCUACAGAGGAUGAUAUUUCUGUUGAAGCAAUUGCAAAUAGCGUUGAUAAUGGUAUCGAGGACGGUUUGGAAAAUUUCGUUACAGGCUGGGUUGGAAGACAUGGAACAUUUCCAGAUAAUUCUUUACCAGCACCAUGCGAAGAAAACGAUCCGAACCUCGGUUUUAUAGUUGAUUCCUGUAAUCAAGUCAUAGGAAGUCUAGAGUCCUUCUCAAAUUACAGCCAACCCCAAGCUUCCAUCAAACCAUGCCCUACAAUAAACAACAUUCAGCCACCAUCAACAAGAAUAGAUCCCGUCACAGAAACAACCGACUGUGUUAGUGUGAAUGCUCACACAACAAGAAGAGUUGCUGAGUGGCUGAAAACCGUUUCAACUGAAGAAGAGCAAAGCAAGCAUGAAAUCAAAGCUGGAAAUUCAAGUUCAAAUCUCAAGUUUGGUGCUUUGAAACAUGGUGGGGUUCUUGGAUCUGAAACUUUAGCUUCUAUUGAUGCUAAAGCUCUUGGGAAAGAGAUUGAUAGAGUUUGGUUUACCGAUGAUGAAGUUAGCGGCGAACAGAAGUUUGAAGGAUUCUAUAAUAGUGGUGAUACUGUCAAUGAUAACAAUCCAGAGACAGAAUUUGCCAACCUCCUGAUUUCAAACCGUGAAUCAAUCUAUGAAAUUCAUGUUGAUCAACAGCUGGAACUUGCCAGGAAAAAUAAUCCUGAUGCUACAGAUGAUGAUACAUUCAGCACUGUGUCUUUUCCAAAAGAAGAUCCUGAAAGCUUGGCUAUUGCACAAGAAGAGGAACGCGUUAUUACUGUCCAGAAACUCAAAGCCCUUAAUGCAGCUCAUAGUGAACAAUCAACACUAAUGAGGGAUGUACGAAGCCAUUGUCAGUAUGAAGGAAGCAAACUCUCCGACCUCGAAGAAGUUUCUGAAGAAGAGUCUGUUUUGGAAUGCAAACUAUUAUGUUCCCGAAAUAUUGAUGGUGCAUCAGAGCCCUGUUUAUCAAAAGAAAUAUUUCAUGAAGAUGGUGGAGCUUUUGAUGUAUCUGUUAUAAAGCAAAAUUAUACUAUUAACCCAACAUCAUCUAGCAUAUAUAUAACAACAUCGAAACAACCAUUAUCGGAAAAUAUUAGUUUGUUGUCAGACAAUAAUGAUAACUUAGAGGUGUCAAGUUUACCAGGUUAUUCAGUAAUUUCACAAUAUGAUGAUGAUAAAGUGUCUAAAUUCUCAGGAUCACAAGUCCCUGUAUACAAUCUUAAUAAUGUAACACCCUUGUCACCCUCAAUGUUACAGAGACCUCUAAAUAAGAUCAAUUCCAAGUCCAAGGAAGCUGAUGUGUCGUUUUCACCAGGGAAAAUUCAGUCCAAACAUAGUGAGGUUACGACAUCAUUUAGCCUUACCAAUCAAGGUUCUCAAGAAUGUUCAUCUCCAAAGAUCCAAACAAAGUUUGUUGAGGGGUCAAGUUAUAGUAAUCAAGGACCAGCACUACUAACAUCAUCUCCAACAAUUCAGAACAAGGUGCCAUCAUCCGCUUAUAACAGUCAUGUUGGGUCAUCUCUUCCACUUUCAUCACCAACAACUCAAGCUAAGUAUUGUAAAGGUUCACUGCCAUCAUCACCAUCAUUGACAUCAUCAUCAGGCCAUAACAAUCAAGUGCCUCAUCCAACAUCAUCUUCAUCUCCUACAGUUCAAGCUAAGCAUUGCAAGGGGUCAACAGUUUCAUUAACAUCAUCUAGCCACAAUAGUAGGGGCAAAGAGCGAGGUUCUAAAAUGUCAAGGUUUGCCACACAAUCAACAACAUCAAAUCCCCGAAACAGAUCUUCUGGCUCAAAAUCACAAUCGCCCAGUCGCUCAAGGCUUCCAAUAUUUAACCCUUCAAAUCUUUGUCAAUUGACAAAACUGCGCAAGAAAGACAAAGCAAAUGUGGAAAAGACAACCCAAUCAAAACCACAUGAUGAUGGGCAAAAGGGAUGGUGUAAGAGUUCUGAAACUGGAGUAGAAAAGACAACACCAUCCAAAGUACAUGAUGAAGGACGUAGGGGACGGGUUAAAAAUGCAGAAGUUGCAGUAAAGGUCAACAGAAUUGUUGGUGGUGAGGAAGCUCUUUUGUCUCCUUAUGCAACUGUAACAAAACCACGAGUGGUGAGACAUUCAAGUAGUGGGCAUUGCAGUGAUAACAGUAGUACAGUAAGUACAGAAAUACGUGCACAAAUGGGCAGUCGGUCAGAUAAGCUACAUGGUGGGGGAACAAGCAGUGGAUAUGAAAGCAUGUUAAGAGACAGUGAGGCAACUGGCUCUUCAUCAUCAUCAUCGUCAGCCCAUGAAGACUCAGCUAGCGAGUGUUCGUCGAGUGAUCGUAAAAAAGGGACACGGAGAAAAAAAGUACCAGGGUCCCGGCGUAGUCGUUCUGCUCCAGCUAGGUCAGCAUCAGGCAGUCCACUUUGUGGCUUAAAGGGAGAUGCCAAUGGCCAACAGAUACCACCUAGUCCUUCAUCAAAAGCCUGGGUCGACACACGACAAAUUCAGAAACUAAAAGAUGAGCCAAUGGAAAUUCGUAAUUACGACAGUGAAGACGUUGAAAGGAUGCAUCGUAGACGGAAAGACGAACUUGAGGUCUAUGAACAGCGACGUGAAAGAGUGCUUGAACUUUUAAACAAACAAGAAGAACUCAAACAGGAGUUGACCUCAGCUAAGGACCGUCUCAUGAUUGAACAAGCAUCUUGGAACUUUGACUGUGAACCAGUCGAAGAUAUUGACUAUGGCAAUGCCAGUGAUAUUCAGAUUUUAGAAUAUGAAACUGCAGUGUUGGAGAGAAGAGUUGAAGCAUUUAAAUCUCAUCUGAUGAUUAUUACAUCAUUUGAUGUCAAGGUAAAAUAGUGUCCGCAUAACAGACAGAUUUUCCUAAACACUGUGGACAGAACUUAAAACAUGCUCAACUGCAAUGAAUGCAAGGAUAAUAUUUGUAAUACCAUUGAAAUAAGUAAUGAUUAAAUUUACCAAAAUGAUUCAGCAAAAGAAAAAUAAAGAAAUAUAACUCAACGAAUAUAUGUAUGUGAGAAUGUGUGCUUAGGAUUGUGUUCUUAUCAGCGUCUAUGUCUAUAUACG
This is a messenger RNA of Octopus bimaculoides (California two-spot octopus), 7133 nucleotides long. RefSeq lists its product as uncharacterized. Gene Ontology annotation, biological process: microtubule-based movement. Gene Ontology annotation, molecular function: microtubule binding; ATP binding; microtubule motor activity. The record is from RefSeq and is a predicted model, not a curated record. Lineage: Eukaryota; Metazoa; Mollusca; Cephalopoda; Octopoda; Octopodidae.